This is a messenger RNA of Ostreococcus tauri, 1032 nucleotides long. RefSeq names its product Thioredoxin-like fold. The coding region runs from base 1 to 1032 and encodes 343 amino acids. The transcript has a single exon. NCBI's taxonomy places the organism in Eukaryota, Viridiplantae, Chlorophyta, Mamiellophyceae, Mamiellales, Bathycoccaceae. The record is from RefSeq and is a predicted model, not a curated record. Gene Ontology annotation, molecular function: glutathione transferase activity. Gene Ontology annotation, cellular component: cytoplasm.
AUGGAUCGCACCGCCGUCGCCGACGUCACGCCCUCCGGCGCGUUCGCCAGAAAAGAGUCCACAUUUCGAAACUCAUUUGACGUCCACGGCCCACAUCCGCCCGAGCGCGAUCGUUACGUCCUCGUCGUCUCCCUCGCCUGUCCCUGGGCGUGCAGAGCGCUGAGCGUGUUGCACCUGAAAGGACUGGAAAACGUGUUUAAAGUGGUCGUGACGCACCCGGUGUGGGCACGAACGCGACCUGAGGACGCGAACGAUGCACACUGCGGAUGGGUGUUCGUGAAGCCGGGAGAGUCGAUCGCGAACCCGGCCGGAGUGGGGCAUUUCGUCGCGGAUGGGCGUUGCUCCUCGAGCGCACCUGAAGACGCAAAGUUCGUCAGGGAUCUAUACGAGUUGUGCGGAGCACCGAAGGAGCAGCGAUUCACGGUACCUUUGAUUUGGGAUACGAAGGCGCGGACGAUCGUGAACAACGAGAGCUCGGAGAUCAUUCGGGAGAUGAACACGAAUUUUAACGCGUUUUCGUCGUCGCCCGAGCGCGCGGCGUUGGAUCUAUACCCAGAGGCGCUUCGGGAGCGAAUCGAUGAUAUCAACGGUUGGGUAUAUCAUCGGGUGAAUAACGGUGUGUACAAAUGCGGUUUCGCCGUUACCCAAGAGGCGUACGACCAAGCCGUGAAGGAUUUAUUCGAGGCGCUCGACGACAUCAACAGCAUUCUGAGCGAGUCUCGAUACCUGUGUGGCGACGUCUUCACCGAGGCCGACGUUCGAUUGUGGCAGACGUUGAUUCGCUUCGACGAAGUCUACGUCGUCUACUUCAAGACGAACAAGAAAUUCAUACAUCAGUACGAACACAUCUCCGGAUACGUCCGCGAGCUGUGGCAGAUGCCUGAGCUCCGAGCGGCGACGAACAUGGAUCACAUCAAGACCCACUACUUCGCCUCACAUCCGUCGCUCAACGCGCACGCGAUCAUACCAAUCGGUCCCGACGUAAAUUUGGACGCCCCACACGGCCGUGAAGGCGACUACCCGAGGAAAUAA